Molecule: messenger RNA, 2004 nt
Organism: Aureobasidium subglaciale EXF-2481
Lineage: Eukaryota; Fungi; Ascomycota; Dothideomycetes; Dothideales; Saccotheciaceae
Exons: 2
Coding region: 1-2004 (667 amino acids)
Biological process (GO): amino acid catabolic process
Molecular function (GO): L-amino-acid oxidase activity; polyamine oxidase activity
Source: RefSeq, a predicted model, not a curated record
AUGUCAAUCCGGAAACUAUCGACAGGCGUCUUCGCCUUGUCGACUCUGAUGCAACAUGUUGUUGCCGCUCCUUCAGGUCCAGUCAUCUCAUUCAAGUUCCCGGAAGUUGUGGAGGCAGGUGGCAUGCACAACAUCCAUGUCGACUACCACUCAUCUCAUGAUGGAGAAUUCUCAAUCGUCUACGGCGACUGUGGUAUCAAGUCCACGGAGGACGCUCACCACGUCCUCGGCAGCACACAUGUUGGAAACCAUGAUUUGGCAAAGCGACACCUGAACUGGCACGAACAGAGACCCACGCGUUUCGUCUGGCUCGCUCCUGAGGAUAUGUCUAGCAACGGCUGUCUUCAUGCUUUCUCUGGCGACGUAUUGCUGGGAAGAUCUGCACCUGUCAGUGUUGGUCGCAGGAACAACAAGAGACAUCUUGCUGCUUCGGAGGUCAUGGAUGCUAUGGGGCCAUGGUUCGAUGGUGUCGAAUAUCUCAAGGAGAAGGAGCCAGAGUCCGUCUUUGUUGCUCAAACCAAGAGCAAGUCUAUUGGUAUCCUUGGUGGUGGCAUGUCUGGUUUGAUGACAGCUCACAUCCUGGACUCUGUCGGUUUCCACGACUGGCAGAUCAUUGAGGCUUCGUCGCGCAUUGGAGGUCGUGUCCACACAUCUUAUCUUAAUGCUACCAAGUCCGAUCAGUAUCAGUACCAGGAGAUGGGUCCUAUGCGCUUCCCCGUCAGUCUCUCCAUGGACAACGAGACAAUUGAGAUCAACGAUCACAAGAUGGUCUUCCAGCUUGCGGACGAGCUCAACAAGCAGAACAAGUAUGAUCCUGCAUAUGAGGUCAAGUUCAUUCCUUGGAUUCAGAGUGCUGUCGCCGCUAACUCAGCUCUCGCCGUCAACACCACUGCCACAUACAGCAAUGCAACUGCUGUAGCCGAGGCCACAGAGGAGUUCGAGGACUGGCUAGGCAUGGAUACCGAAAAGACUCGUCUUUACGCCACCAACGUCUUCAAGGCGCACAAGCAAGCCGUUGCUGAGGGUUUCCUUGACUUCUCCGAGUCCGGCUAUAUUCGUUACAAGAUGGGUCAAGACAAUAAUAUCACCGACCAGAUCGAUUCAGUCGCCGACAACCUUCCAUCCUGGCCUUACGAGGAUGUUUACUUCGAGGCAACCCAAUGGCGUACCAUUGAUCAGGGUUUGAGUCGUCUGCCGGCUGCCUUCGGGCCCUCUGUGCUGAAUCGUACUCGCUUCCAGACUGCCGUCCAGGCUAUGACCUGGAACGAAACUUCGGAGAAGAUGUCUGUCCACUUCCGACCCGGCAACCCCUUCGACAUGGAGACCGAGUCCGUAGACUUCGACUACACCAUCGUCGCAGUACCGUUCUCCAAGGUCAGACUAUGGCGCCUUCCCGACUACUCUAGCCUUCUCAGCCGUGCCAUCAGCAGACUCAACUACUCGCCCGCCUGCAAGGUUGCACUUCACUACAAGACGCGCUUCUGGGAGCACCUCGACCGCCCUAUCAUUGGUGGCUGUGGCUCCGGUGGUGGUAUUGCUGGAAUCGGCAGUGUUUGUUACCCCUCUUACCAGAUCAACAGCACUGGUCCUGGUGUGAUCCUCGCAUCCUACCUCAGUGGUGACAUGGCCAAGUCCCUUGGUGCAAUGACGGAGGAAGAGCACGUUGCCUACGUCCAGCGCGCAAUGAUCGAAAUUCACGGUCCCAUUGCAGCUGAGCAGUACACUGGUGCUUACGACAGAAAGUGCUGGUUGAAUGACGAGUACCAGGCUGGUGCCUGGGCUUCGCCCACAGCUCUACAACAAGCGCUCUACCUCCCUGCGUAUUUCCAGACCGAGAAGCACACUGUUUUCGUGGGUGAACAUACUUCUUACACCCAUGCCUGGAUCUUUAGUGCUUUGGAGAGUGCUGUCAGAGGUACCACACAAUUGUUGUUGGAUAUGGGACUUGUGGAUGAGGCUAAACAGGUCACCGAGUUCUGGAUGGCUAGAUGGAUUAAUAUGUGA